CCCUGCCUGGGCGGAGCCGGCGCGGGAUCCGGGUGGCUGCGGACAGACGGCUGCGGGGUGGGGGUCGCGGCCCACGGCUGGCCGCGAAGAGUUCGGAGGCGGAAUCCCCACUGGCAGUGACCCCCCGCGAACGGACCCUCUCGGAGGGAGCGCACGCCACCCUGCACCUCCGCAUCCCAGCAGGGCUCCAGGCCUCCCCCCAGGAGGCUCCCCGUCAGGAUGGCGUCAGCUGGAGACCCCCUGCCGGGCCCACGGGAUGCAGCGGACCAGAACUUCGACUACAUGUUCAAGCUUCUGCUUAUUGGCAACAGCAGUGUGGGCAAGACAUCCUUCCUGUUCCGCUACGCGGAUGACUCUUUCACACCUGCCUUCGUCAGCACUGUGGGCAUCGACUUCAAGGUCAAGACUGUCUACCGCCAUGACAAGAGGAUCAAGCUGCAGAUCUGGGACACAGCGGGCCAGGAGCGCUACCGUACGAUCACCACAGCCUACUACCGAGGAGCCAUGGGCUUCCUGCUCAUGUAUGACGUUGCCAACCAGGAGUCCUUCACCGCCGUGCAGGACUGGGCCACACAGAUCAAGACCUAUUCCUGGGACAAUGCUCAGGUCAUUCUCGUGGGGAACAAGUGUGAUCUGGAGGAUGAGCGUGUCGUACCUGCUGAGGAUGGCCGGAGGCUCGCCGAUGACCUUGGUUUCGAGUUCUUCGAGGCCAGUGCCAAGGAGAACAUCAACGUGAAGCAGGUCUUUGAGCGCCUGGUGGAUGUCAUCUGUGAGAAGAUGAACGAGUCCCUGGAACCCAGCUCGAGCCCUGGAAGCAAUGGGAAAGGCCCAACCUUGGGAGAUGCCCCACCCUCCCAGUCCACUGGCUGCAGCUGCUAGACAUGGUCCCCCACCCCUGCCCACCCCCUCCUGCCUCGGCUUGGACUGUGACUGAGGCAUGAGCCAUAAGGGCUGUUUCCAAGCUCAGGGCGCCCCCUUCUCCCUUGCCAGGUAUCAGCUGCCCCCCCUACUUCUGCAUGGCUCAUUCUCUUGCCAUGGCCACCAGCCUGCCCAAGCAGCCCCUGUCACAGGAUGCAAACACUGGCGACUCUGCAUCAGAGGCAGGGUCUAGGGAUGUUGACGUGCAUGAGCUUGCUGCUUUUCAAGCGUUUGAAUGGGGGUUGCUUAGUAGAGGGGCUUCCACAGUGCCUUCUGGGUUAGAUCCGUUGUCCACGUCCAUUCUGUUCUGGGCAUUGUCUGAGGUUCGCGAGCUGGCUGAAGAUGGUUUGUCUUUCUCAUGCCAUGUGGGUUCUCAGAGUUCAUCUUUAGAGAUUUGGAAGGUGGCUCUUUGCUCAGGGUCCCCUGCUGUGGUCCUGAGCCUGCCCACGAACCUCCUCCGACCUCGAGGCUCCAAGGGGAGGAGGUGACUGACCUGGGCAGACCCUCCCUUCUGGCCUGCGGAUCCUCUGUCUGUGAAAGCAGUAUUAAAGCAGCUUUUCCCAUUGUCAAGGGAUAGGGAUUCAGAAGCCCCCUGGCUUCAGGGACCCUGGAAGUGCCUUUUAAGUUUCCCUAGAACUCCACAUCACCCAUGACCCUGUUUUGACUUAUCUGUGGUGUCGUUGAUUCGGGACUGAAUUCUGGAACUACGUACCGUGUCUAGCCAGGCAGAGAAUCAGCCAGCCCUGGCCUUCAUGCUCAGGGCAUUGUGCAGAAGUUAAUCUCAGAGCCAAGAGCCUGGUCCCUCCCGCCCAGACCUGCCUCCUUGGAGCCCAUUUGGCUGGUGAUGUUUUAAGCAAGAUCUUGCCACAUCUUACAUCCUGCUAGAAAAGGAAAUUAAGCAAUGUUUCUAUAACCUGUGCCUGCUGUCGACUUUCUGAUGUAAGGACUUGGGCUCCUCCCACUUGAGGGCCAGUGAAGACCCAGUACCCAGUGUCCAUUUCAUGAGCCAUGUCAUCGGUGGGGCCCGGUGAUGAGACAUUUUCUGCUAAUGGAGGAGUCAUUCUAAGGAAUGUUUUGGGUUUGAGCUGGACGGGCAAGAAGGUAGAGUUGUAUAACUGCUAUUGCCACAUGCAUUUCCUGAUACAGCUUGGGAGUGGCAGACAGAUGGGGGAUGGCCUGGGAUCAGCCCCUGGCUGAGGCUGAGGGCUUCUUUUGGGAGAUUAUUUGCAGUUUAGGGAUCUACAUCGUCACAUCCCCUGACCCUCCCAGCUCAGCAGCCCAUCCUGCCCACCUUGUGCAAUCUAAACUUCAGUGGCAUGGCACCUCUUUCUGUUCUUGAACUCUAACUGACACCCCAUAACUUGAUAGACACUGUGAGGACAGCCUAAGCAGAUGGUUUGUGUUCCCAAUUCCACUCUCAUAGCCCCUGCUGGCAAGAUGACCUGUAGCCUUAAAGAUCUCAGCCUCCUUUGGGGCACGGGGAAGGCUUGGUUCGAGUUUAACAUGGCUCUUACCUUUAUAGAAGCUCUAGAUUGAAUUUAUUUCUAGAGGGCCCUAUUUACCCCUUACCAGGGUCUGCCCUUAGGGCUUCAAAGUGAGGAUAUAUUUGUAUGCCAACAAAUCAGAUGACUGAAGUGAAACGGACACGCUCCUGGAAACAAAGUGAGAGCAUCUGAAUGUUUGGGGUGGGAGUCAAAAAUGUUAGUUGCUUUAACAUAAAAAAAUGAAAUGAAAUUAGCUAAGAAAAAGGCUUCUUAGAAUGCACACGGCCUGUCAAGACACACUUGGCCAGUCCAUUUUCCCUAAACUGCUGCUAUAGAAAAUGGUGGGUGAGAGAGCUGUUACCUGAGGGACGAGCCAACCGUCACUGCAUAUGCGAUAAAACCAGCAUUGGCUGUAACUUGGACCUAACCUGGCCUAAGCUUUCUGUUUACACAAAAUUUUUCAACAGUCCAGCUUCACAUAGCAACUGAGACAACUGCUUCGGGUUCUCUCAAGACUGGGAUAAUGUAGAUUUUUUUUCUAAAUAUAAUGGAAGUUUUUAUUUUAUGAUGUUUGGGAGGAGGUUUAAUUCAAAAUGGUCUCUAGGGAACAGAUACUGAUGUCCUCACAGAUCACUGUGGGGAAUUGAGGUUUGUUUAGUUUACAAAUAAAAAUUAAACCAAAGGCUAUGGGAAAACCACCUCCCAACUCCAGGGAUAUUGGGAUCUCGAGCAGUCGCCCGAGGCUGGGUCCUGCUGUCCCUUCUUACCAUUUGCUUUUAGCAACUCGUCUUUCCACAGGGAUUUCGGUGGGAAAUUGUCGUGGCCACCGUGGUUUGGGGUUCUGCUUUUUUCUUUUCUUUUUCUUUUGUCGUCUCUGGGAAUCAUAUUCCAGUGUCUUUCUCUCCUACUUAGAAAAACAAGUAAGGGGUGAAAUUUGGUCUCAGUGUUGAAGUGCAAGCUCUGCUAACUGGCUUCUGCACGAUCCCAAACGUACUACGGAGUGAGCUCUGGACCUGCUCAUUUCUAUCCUGGAUGUGGUUCCCCUGAUCUCCACUUGGAAAGACAUGCACUUUUCUCCACAAGAAAAAAAAAAAUUAAAGCCGUUAUGCCCAGA
Molecule: messenger RNA, 3516 nt
Organism: Pteropus alecto (black flying fox)
Lineage: Eukaryota; Metazoa; Chordata; Mammalia; Chiroptera; Pteropodidae
Gene: RAB3D
Product: RAB3D, member RAS oncogene family
Exons: 5
Coding region: 220-879 (219 amino acids)
Biological process (GO): protein localization to plasma membrane; protein secretion; regulation of exocytosis
Cellular component (GO): endosome; plasma membrane; synaptic vesicle
Molecular function (GO): GTPase activity; GTP binding
Source: RefSeq, a predicted model, not a curated record